CCCCCUCACCGCGCCCAUUUCAUUAUUUAUUUCCGUCUUUGGCGUAGCGGGCGAACGCGCCUUGGCGAAUGAUCGAUAACUGUUGCUUAUUAAUCGCCCGCUGCGUUUCGUCGUCAAUAAUAAAUUGUUAACAUCCUUUGGAGAGGUCGCGGCUACGAAGGAGCGUGCGCAUGGUUGGCUAAAUACGGUGUAAAGAAAUUCAAGAUAUAUACAACAUCUUGAUGCUGAGGGAGCCUCCUUGAAGAAUCGUCUUGAGACACGGUCGUGGGGUGUUCCUGCCGCCCUGGCGUCACGCGCUGCCCCACCUCGGUGCGGACGCUCCUGUCGAUGCCGAUCUGCUGGCCACGGCGCGAUGGAGAGUUGACGUCGCCUGGCCCAGGGGAUAUCCAGCGAGGGGGAGACGCCCGCCCAACAUGGCUCUGCACAAGAGGCAAGUGUUCCUGUCGCCGGAGGUGGCGCGCUCCGUACUGCGCCGCUACGGCCGCGACAACGCAUACCUGGAGGAGAUGAAGCAGGGCAACAUCGAGCGCGAGUGCGUGGAGGAGCGCUGCAACUACGAGGAGGCGCGCGAGGCCUUCGAGAACGACGAGAAAACCAGGGAGUUCUGGAUCGAGUACACGGCGGAGCACAAGGCGCCGGACUCGGAUGGCGCCGUGAGCCUCUUCGUGGUGGUUCCCGUCGCCACCUUCCUGCUGCUGCUGCUCGUGGGACUGCUGUCGCUGUGGCGCUACCGCUCGCGCCGCCUCCCGGAGCAGUCGGAGCACCCCUCCCCGCUCGAGCACCAGCAGCACCGCGCGUACGAGCACGGCGCCGGCCUCGACUACCGCCUCCCGCAGGCGCGGGGCUGCCCGGCCGUGCUGCUCGAGGCUCCGUGCGAGGGCCUGCGCGGCCUCGCGGGGGACGGCGCCACGGCGUCGCUCGGCCACCGGCCCAGCUCGGCGUCCGUCGCGUCGCGCGUCUCCAACGUGGAGCCGCCGCCCUCGUACGAGGAGGUGACCGGCCUGGCGGCGGCGGCGGCGGCCGCGGCGGCGGCGGCGGCGGCGGGGCGCGCCGCCAGCCCCACGCCCAGUGGGCCGCCGCCCGCCUACGACGACAUCAUCGUGGGCGACGUCGCGAGCAGUCCCGUGUCGCCGCUACCGCGCAGCGACAACGGCGACGACGACGACGACGACAAGUGACGCCAUUUAGCCCCUCCGACUGUGCUCUCACAUCGUGGACGGUUGGAAUUCAUCACAACUCUUCUUUGGAAAAGCACAGCGGGCCGUCAUUGAUGUCCGGCCGUACUCUCUGUGGUCCCUCACCACGCAGUUUGACCGGGCUGUUGAGCGGGAGCCCGGAUUGUGAACGGAGGAGCCGGCUCUUGAGAAGCCACCAGCUCACGUCGCUCACCAAUCCGGUGUCGGCAACAAAUACAAAGCACGUCCAGAAUCCUGCUUGUGCGUGCGUGUGCGUGCGUGCGCGUGCGUGCGCGUGCGUGUGCGUGCGUGUGCGCCGAACGAGGCGCCCUCGUGCUCAACACCGCCGCUCAAGCGCGAGCAACACCAACCGGUGAAGGAACUGCGCGACACCACGAGAGUACGUCGACGACCGAACCCAUGCUGUUAGACUUGCAGAGUGAAGAAUUGUGUAGUUUGUCUUUGAGGUUACAGGGACAUUGCAUGCACGUGGUCUGUGUCCUUACAUAGACAGUGUGUUGAUUGAAACCCUUUCUCUCCACAUAGUCCCCUUCACGUGCAGUGCUCUUGGUUCCUCGGUGUCUCAAGGCUUUAAGCUCUGCCCGGAAUUGCUGCUCAACCGACACGUUUGUUGCAUGCAUUGCUUUCACUAUGCCAUUGCUUUGUCUCAUGUCAAGGCGGUCGUCGCCAGGUCCGGUCAGUUGCGAGUUCUCUAUAUUGUUACCGAUUUUUUCUUAUUUCCAUGGAUUUUUUCAGAUUUUUCUUCUCCAAUUUUGAGGUUAACGUGCACAUGAUAUUUUCCGUGUACCUGCAAAAACGAAAUGAAAGUGAUACUUGGCAAUCCUUUUCGCUGAAGACUCUCACACUCGGUUGUAGCACCACUCCUGUGUCAUGCCACAGACGUUUGUCUUUUCCCUCGUAGCUGCUGUAUGGACUGAGAGGGAGGCCGGAUUAUUGAUAACUUAGUAAAUGCUUGCGAGCAAUCCUGAAGCUUCGAAGUCACACACGUCCAGAUGCAUUCCCAAAUAAUGCCUUUCUUGCUUGGAUUUUGAUUGGUUUAGAGCUGGGACGAUUUGUGCUCAAUUACUCAGGUUCCUUUACACUAAACUAUUUACAUUUUUUUUACCAUUAAUGAGGGGCCCCCUGACAACCUUCAUCCUUCCGAAGGUAGGAAACCCCUUACAAGCGUGACGCGACCGACGAUACAUAUAUCACCAAACCCACCCCGUCACCGCCCGUCCAGCGGCACGUGGAACAGAUUCGAGACUCCCCCCCCCCCCCCCCCCCCCAACUAUUUUCACGUCCAGUUAAGUAGAGUAGUCGUGUCUCGUAAUUUCUUCGAUAAUCCGACAUCCCGGCACCAAAGAGCAAAAUCGGUCGCCCGCUCUCGGCCAGGGCUGUCAAACUUUUUUUUCCCCAUGACGUGCGACGGUGGCGACCGCGUCAAUAGAAGCCGCAAGGAUAGCAAACUCGUCGUCACAACUGAGCUUCCCAUGGCCGGCUGUGGGCCAAUUACCCAUUCGGGCCAGAAAGGGCCCAUUGGGGGUGGUGGAGGACCUCAGGAGAGUGUUGAGCCAUUCCAGUCCAAUGAAGUGUAUUGAGCUACCCAUAAAUGAGGUGAUAAUACUUUUAAGGAGUAGCUAUGGUCACAAUAUUGUAAAACCAACUCGUCCUAAUGCUGUAUUUAAGACGAAUCUGGUGUGAAUAUGAAACUCCGAGUUGACCAGAUGCAUUUCAACGUUUAUAUUUGACUAUUGGUGUUUAUGUUAUAAAUAUUAUAUUGAAGUUGGUCACUUUUAAGUACGCAAUUGUUUUGCUUGACAGGAGGGGGGUCCCCCUCCAUCUGCUGGCUCCGUCGCCUCUUUGUUCAGGGCGACCAUUGUGGGUCACGUUAUUCUCUCGCACGUUUGCUGGCUUUCGUGUCGCCUCCUGAAGCCGGUGCCGCUCACUGGUGCCGCGUUUUAACCACCGUGGGCAAAAGAUGGAGAGCCGCAGAUGACGUAAUUCAGGAAACCCUAGUUUGAUUCUCGACAAUGUGAAUUUUGAGUGCUUUGUUAAAUAACGAAGACGAAUUUUUUUUUCACGCGGGUCCUACCUUGGCAUUCAUCGCAAUAUAAUGUAUAACCGGUGGGUCGAAUGCGAUGGGAGGAGCAAACCCCAUCACGGACGAGGGGAUAACAAAGCACCGAGCGGACAGGUUGGCAAACCCACUUGCUGUACUGCCAUCUGGAUACACUCCAGCACGGCUGGUUUAGUCGUUUGACAAAGCUGCGUGAUCCACUAACGCCCACAAUCCAUUAAUUUCAGGGCGGAGUUGGUGGAUCGCACAGAGAUGGUGACAUGCGAGGAGUUUCAGCAUCAUUUCCCCGUGUGCUUUGAUUAGGCUUUCUUCUCCAGAUGCACCGGUUUUGUUACGUGCGAUAAAAUAUAAAUGUAACAAUCAAACUGGCCACUCAUGCCAGUGUGGGAAUCUCGACACUGAGGCUUUUUCUUUUCUUAAAAAUCGAACAGAAAAAUUAUUUUAUUUCAAACCAGGGGAGAGUAGAUUCAGACCCCGCAUCUCUUCAAAGGAGGCCUGAAUUCAAAGGACGCAUGUGAGGUCACGCCCCAACAAUUGCUUUCGUGUGUGUCUAAAAAAUAUAAGCUACGUGUAAAACGUUCCACGCCCGUUCCUAUCGUGCGUUUGACAGUGGCCAGGUCCCCCCAUCUCCUGCCGAGGGAACAGGGAAGCCGUGGGUAGAAUGUGACUUGAUGGGGGUGUGAAUGUGUGGUCUCUUUAUUCUCUGUCUGUAGAUUUAAGACCGAGCAGAAGGAUGUGUUCUUGAAGACUGCUUUAGAAAACGUUAAGACUCUGCUACAUAUAACACGUUAGUGAAUGUAAAUUAAGUUGCAACACGUGUAAAUACGUUUUGUAAAUACCUAUCCUCGUGCUUGUAUCGCACACAUACACAGGUUUACAUACACUACAAUACGAGUUUUCUUUUUUACACUGGGAUAUUUGUAUUUAUUGCGGCGCGUCUUCAGGUUACAUCAUAACCGCCACGCAAAGGGAACAAAUCGUGAAAGGUGGCCCGGUUAAAGCUCCCCAGGGGUGGGCUAAGUACCAGGAUAAAACGUUGGGUUGCUGUUGGGGGUGAGUGAUUCAAUUUGGUUCGGGGUAGAGCUUAGAUUGUUAUUGGUUAGCCGGGCUAUGGGUAGUGCUUGUGUUAAGGUCUGUUUUUUUUGUUUGGUCAUGGCUGCGGGGGGUGGGUAGAGUCUGGCUUGAUAGCUAGUUUGAUUCGUGCUAGGGGAUAUGGCUAGGAUUUGGCUGGCUAGUGUGCUUAGGACUAGGGGAUGUGGUUAUGGUUUAGUUGGCUAGUGUGGUUAGGACUAGGGGAUGUGGUUUAGUUGGCUAGUGUGGUUAGGACUAGGGGAUGUGGUUUAGUUGGCUAGUGUGGUUAGGACUAGGGGGUAGGGUUGGGUUUAGUUGGCUGGUGUGCCUAUGGCUCGGGCGGAAGGGUUAUGAUUAGUGGGCUGGGGGGUAGGGUUAGUUGGCUAGUGUGGUUAGGGGUGAGUGCCCGUCUCGUGUGCGAAACACUCUUCCCCUCCCGAUUACCAAAUGCAGUCUUUUAAUUUGUUGUCCGUGUUUCACACUUUUGAUGUUCGUAGCGCUUGACCGUGAACUCUGGCGUGCGCGGUGUGUCGCCUGUCUUAACGGUCACCGCUGUGAGAAACCAAAGUGCGUGGUUAUUUUGACGAGGGGAUGGAAGUGGUUAGUCCAGGGCCUCCCGACUCGUGCUCGCUUUACGCGCAAACCCCCAGUCAGUUCCUUCGCAUUCGUUUUGCAAAAUAAAGAUUGUCGCACGUUGAAAUUUUGCCGAGUAAUGCAACUUGUGAUCCGAUUUACGAAAGGCGGGUACCGGUAAUCCCGUGUAAUAUUUGCUACAUUGUAAGUUGCGGUAUUGGAUUACCCCCGGUUUAUUUGUCUAACAUUGGAUUAUUUUAAUGUUAAAGACAUUUCCGAGAACAAUAUAGCUCGAGUGGGGAAGUGAUGCCGUUGACGUCUUGGGUUGACUUGAGGACCAGCAUUGACCAACGCUCGCAAGCCACGCCGCACAGCCUACGGUCGCAGCGUGAUACUGCUAUGAAAUCUGAUGGCGCGACCGGACACACGAGUGUGAUAUGAGUGACGAUAAAACUAAUCAAUCAGAUUAUCGAAUGCAGGAUCACGUUACGGGCGAGCGUCAAGUUCGUAGGCGGACGCCGAUUGCAUUUGAAAUUGCUGCCCUCCACAACCCCCGAGCAUUGCUGACAGAUUGACACUUGGAUUGGUCGAAGUGAAAACCUGGAGCGUGGGUUGGGAAGCAAAGUGCGGAAUGGAGUUUUUGGAGGCCCUGGGCUGUGAGCCGGUGCACGCUGAAGAAGAAACGGCCCGAGCUGCGUUGCUUGUGGCAUUGCCGCUGUGUGUGGCCGAUUGUGCAUCGAGUUUGCGUUUCACCGAUAACAUGUUUUAACACUUCCUAAUGUUAAUUUUUUUUUGUUACAGCUGAAUUGAGUAAAAGGUUUUUACCAAAGUUUUUAAGCCAUCACUGUGAAGGCGUGUCCGCCAUGCAAGCUUACUACGUAAUCACUUCAAGAACAGUCUAAUUACGUGCGACAAAACACUGCCAUUGCUGGUUUAAUGAAGGUCCAACGCUGGUUUAGUCUCACCCUAAGAGUGUUUAUAAAAUGUAGUUGGUUGCAAAUUUGGUCAAGGGUAGGAAUCUCCCCGGUUGCAUGGGCCACCUUUUACACAGAGCCGACCCGGACAUAUUUCUCAGUCGACACUAAAUCUAUCAAACCUGUUCUGUGUACCGUCAUAAAGUUCAACGCAAUACCAGAACCAGAUCUUGGUACAAAUCAAAUUCCUGCCACCCGAACACAUGCCAAUUCCCAACUUGUGAGGUUAAACCCAGAACCCAGCAAGGUGGCAACUCUACUCCCUGGCACCGUAUUUUCUUGCUCAGUUGAGUGUCGAGUGGAGUGCUCUCUUGGUGGCCCCAAGCUAAAGGUGGUGGUUAUUCUCCAUUCCUCUUCACAUGGGAAAACCUCUGAUGAUUUCUCAUGAUGUGCUGCUGAUCGAAUUGACCCAGGAGGGACUGCUAAUGAUGUUGGGCUGAGUUGACCCCUGACCAGAAUUUGACCUUGUGACUGCCAGUGGGAGGAUAACCUCUGUCCAGUGCCACCUGGACAGGAUGUAACAUGGACUUAGUAGCAUCGCUGCAUGCAUGCUCAGUCACUGCCAUAGCAAGCCUCGCACUCAAGGUAACGCACAGUCAGCAUUUCACAACGGUUGGUGCCUUUUGUCAAUUUGCGUAAAUAGCAAUGGAAGAAAGUAUAACUGCACUAAAUACAACAAUGAGCUGGACUGCAUUUUUAUUGAUGUUUAGAUUCCCGCGUGGAAAUGUGACGUGGAUCGAGUGUAAUUGUUGUAUGGGUGGUGGGCACUGACUCACAACGGACACAUUUCUGAAACCGAGUGGCAUUUAAAACGAUGCAUUUGUAAAUGAAAUAAAAACAAAUCACUGUGGUUUGGCCAAAAAAAUCCA
Molecule: messenger RNA, 6742 nt
Organism: Petromyzon marinus (sea lamprey)
Lineage: Eukaryota; Metazoa; Chordata; Hyperoartia; Petromyzontiformes; Petromyzontidae
Source: RefSeq, a predicted model, not a curated record